AUGGUGGAAGUAUCAAAUGAUAAAAAAAAUACAGUAGAAAAAAAAAAAGCUGAAGAUAAUAAGAAAAGUAUUAAAAAUAAUAAAAAUAAAAUGAAGGUUACAAUUAAUGAUAAAGUUGUGAAAAAGAAUGAAAAGAAGAAACUUAACGAAAAACAAAAAGGUAACGAAAAAAAAUUAAAGGUUAAGAAAACUUUGGACAAAAAUAGUGAUGACAAAAAAAAGAUAAAAAAAGUUAAAUUUGGUGGAAAAAAUCAAAAACAAAAAAAAAUAAGAACAUCCAUUCACUUUAAAAGGCCAAAAACAUUAAAACUCCCAAGAAACCCAAAAUGUCCAAGAAUAGUAAAAUCAUGUUUUAGAAAAACUUUAGAUAAAUAUGGAAUAAUAAAACAUCCAUUAACAUCUGAAAAGGCUAUGAAAAAAAUUGAAGAAAUUAAUACAUUAGUUUUUAUAUGUGAUAAAAGAGCUGACAAGAAGAAAAUAAAGAAAGCAGUCAAAAGUUUAUUUGGUAUUACUUGUGAUAAAGUUAACGUUCUAAAUAGAUUAAGUGGUGAUAAAAAGGCAUAUGUGCGUUUAUCUCCUGAACAUGAUGCAUUAGAAGUAGCAAAUAAGAUCGGAAUUUUAUAA
Molecule: messenger RNA, 624 nt
Organism: Plasmodium gallinaceum
Lineage: Eukaryota; Apicomplexa; Aconoidasida; Haemosporida; Plasmodiidae
Gene: RPL23
Product: 60S ribosomal protein L23, putative
Exons: 4
Coding region: 1-624 (207 amino acids)
Biological process (GO): translation; ribosomal large subunit assembly
Cellular component (GO): cytosolic large ribosomal subunit; ribosome
Molecular function (GO): structural constituent of ribosome; rRNA binding
Source: RefSeq, a predicted model, not a curated record